Molecule: messenger RNA, 630 nt
Organism: Oppiella nova
Lineage: Eukaryota; Metazoa; Arthropoda; Arachnida; Sarcoptiformes; Oppiidae
Source: the annotation of a GenBank genome assembly
GACUCGGGUUUACUGGAGGUUAUAUCCCCUCCCGCUUCCUAUUACCCAAAUAUGUCGUCCAUAAGGCAGACAUUAGGCGAUCCCAUCGAUAGAGUCCGCUGGAGGUCCAAACAAAACCUCGAUUUUGGGUAUCUAAUGAUGUAUUGCCAGCCAAAGGGUACAUAUUAUGUGCAAUUAGAGGACGACAUACUCACAAAACCGGCGUAUUUAACAAAAAUGAAAAACUUUGCCGUAAAGGCAUCGCUUCAGAAGAAGGAAUGGCUUAUUCUGGACUUCUGCAAAAUGUUUAAAUCUGUAGACCUAUCGAUGUUUAUAAUAUUUUUCGUCAUCUUUCAUAACGACAAACCCGUGGACUGGCUGUUGGAGCACUUAAUACAAACCAAAUUGUGUCGAUUCGACAGAGAUCUCAAAGACUGUAAGAAACAGAAGGACUUGGUUUGGCUGCACCACAAGCCCUCCCUAUUCCAGCACAUCGGCACCCAUUCCAGUCUUAAGGGCAAAGUCCAGAAACUAAGGGACAGAGGCUUUGGAAAGCUGUCCCUAUAUUAUGCACAUAAAGACAAUCCGAUGGCUAUUGUCUCGACCACUUUGAAGCACUAUAAGAGUCACUCAAUAGAGCGCGAAUGUUAA